Molecule: messenger RNA, 1574 nt
Organism: Osmia lignaria (orchard mason bee)
Lineage: Eukaryota; Metazoa; Arthropoda; Insecta; Hymenoptera; Megachilidae
Source: RefSeq, a predicted model, not a curated record
AAAUUAGACGAUGUAAUUAAUUAAUGAAAUCAAAACAACACAUGGCUGUUCCAGUUCGCUGAAACUCUCGAUGAACUUAAGAAUUGUUAUCACAAAUGCAUUGUUUCUCUUUUCGCUGCAUUUGAAUUGUAUUUUCUCUCAAAUUAUCGCUGAAAUAGAUGUACCACAGCUCCAACUGUUAGCGGCUAACUUAAAACCCGAGGAGUGCGUGAGACUCGUAUUCUUAGAUUCCCAUUCACAACUGUCAGAUGUACAAAUACAAAAGUUGACACGAGAACAAAGUUGCUUUCGAAGGCUCGUGAAAUGGAUCUGUCAAUUAAGAACAGUUACAAGAAACACGUAUGCAAUUGUAAACAACUUCCUGGAACGAAUUGGAAGAAGAGAUUUGAUUGCAUGCCUUGCUGAAUUCAACAUGAAAAGUUCAAGAGCGCCGAAAGUGAUUCGCAACGUUGAGCCGACUGACUAUUUUGAAGACUACGAAGGAAUUACAGUGACAACAUCCAAACCGAAAGAUUUACAAGUCACCAAAACGACCAAUCAAUACUCAAAUCAGACGAUUGAGAAGAUCAGUGGACAAACUACGAUCAAGAUGUCGCUAAGAACCGUAGGAAUCAUUCUUGUUACGAUUGUACUUUUAACCUGUUGCUGCACUUUGUUCAUAAGAAACAGACUAGCACAUCUAUGGAAUAAAAUACGAGGGAAAAAGAAGAAAGGAAAAUUGAUACCGAUCGGAACGGAAGAUAUAUCUAGAAGCUAUUUCGUUCGAAAGCCACAUACAAAAAGAAAGAGACCAUCGUACGAACUGGUGCACGCAGCUACGCAAAAUAAUAUAGUCGCUGUGCCGAAAGAACCGGAAGAACCACCACCGACAGGUUGUUAUAAGUGUUACAAGAAGAAGAGAAAGAAAAGUACGAAAAGACCGCACAGAUGAACCGUGUAAAUUAAUGAACGACUGUAUGAAGCUAUUGUUCAACGUUUACACAUACCAUCUUUCUUUCUAUACAGCGUCUACGGUUUUAUAACAUUUAUCGAUAAUCGAACCUGUCAGCGUUGGUGUUUUUGUAAAAAUGAGAAACAGUAAAUGAUAAUAAUUUCUAGCCUUAAGUUUGAUUGAAAACGAACAUGAUCGAAUCACAAGUAAUUUAUAAGUAGCUCUAGUCUCAACUUACCGCCAAACCGUGAUCCCCUCUCCGACGCCAUAAGAUUGGGGCCUGAAAACUCGCUACGUUGCAACACGAAAACAAGCACGCCGCCGCGCCGCCGCGACCAUUAGAUGACUGCCCGAGAAGCGCACACUCCACGCCUGCGCACACUCCGCGACUGCGCAUCACUAGAUCUAUGGCCCCCACUACUUACAUGUAAACAUUUACGCGGGGAAAUUUGAAUUGAUACUUAUUAUUCAUAUUUCUUAGUUAUAUAUUAAAUUCUAUAAUAUUAAAUUAUUAAAAUUAAGAUUUUAAGAAUUUGUGCUUCCCUUGUACCGCCAUUUUCUCUAGGAAACCUUGAUUUAAUCGCGAAUGUACAAAAACUGCUGCACAGCCCCUGAAGAUUGUCAAUAAAUGUUUGCUCGUUUA